Effrenium voratum is the source of this 2361-nucleotide messenger RNA. NCBI's taxonomy places the organism in Eukaryota, Dinophyceae, Suessiales, Symbiodiniaceae. The record is from the annotation of a GenBank genome assembly.
AUGACACGACUGGAUCGAUCGCCGCACGGCGAUGAAGCCGAGAUCGACAUCUAUCUGAACUUUGUCGACAGCCUGUUCGCUGACCGGCGCAGCAUGCUGAUGGGCGUGACGCUGCAGAUCGGCAUUGCCUUGUGCGUCUAUAUCGAGAGCGGCAUGACCUCGAUGGGCGUGUGGCCUGGCAUUUUCCUGCUGACGGCGGCCUACCGCUAUUUCCACAUCGUUUGCUACGGGCGUCAAUCGGCUGCGGCUGCAUCGAUGGAUCGUGAAACGCGCCUGGCCUGGGCCAAGGACUGGGAACGCCGCUACAUUCUGUCGUCCGGGCUGGCCGGCCUCGCAGUCGGCAUGUUCGCCUGGUUCAGCCUGGAGUUUGUCGGCACCGAGUUUGCCAUCAUCGCGUCGCUGUCGACGGUCUUUGCCGCCCUGCCGACGAUUGUCGGGCGCCUUUACGGCUCUGUGCGCUUGGCGGCGCUGAUGACCGUCAGCGUGCUGAUCUGGCCGGCGCUCAGCCUGCUGAUGGCGGGCAACCUUGCAAGCAUGAUCGCUGUGCUCUUGUUUCUGCCCUAUGUCGGUUUGGUCAUGUCGAUGGUGCGCCGGGUGCGAUCGACCGUCGUUUCGGCGGUGCGCGGGCGGCUUGAAAAGACCGAAAUCGCCGAGCGAUUCAACCUGGCGCUGACCAACAUGUCGCACGGCGUGAUCAUGUUCGAUCGCCACCAGCGGGUCGUCGUCAUUAACCGCCGCGCCCGGCUGAUCCUGCAGAUUCCCCAUCAUGUGAACGCCGAAGGGCGCAGCUUUUCCGUCCUGAUGCGCUAUGCGCGCCGGUUCAACCUGGUGCCGUCCGACCACGCCGGCUCUUUCCAGGACGUGGUGUCGAGCCUUCUGGUCACCGACGGAAGGAAGGCCGAAAUACGGCUGACGAACGGGGUGCAUGUCGAGUUUUCCGGCACGCAAAGGCCGGAAGGCGGGUCGGUGCUGAUCCUUGAGGACGUGACCGAGCGGGCGCGGGCGCAGGAGCGCAUCAAGGCGAUGGCACGGUUCGACAGCCUGACCGAAUUGCCCAACCGGACGCAUUUCGGCGAAGAGGCCGUUCGCCGCGCGGACGAAGCCGAUCCGGAAUCGCGGUGUCUGCUGAUCGCUUUCGAUGUCGAUGACUUCAAGCGCGUCAACGAUUCGAUCGGACACGCCCAAGGCGACGCGCUGCUGCGGGCCAUCGCCCGCCGGCUGCGCCGCGACUAUGGCGAUUGCGCGGCCAUUUCCCGGCUCGGCGGCGACGAGUUCAUGAUGUUCGUCGACCGGCUGCCGGCCGACUUCGAGAUCGACGCCUUCGCCGACGGGCUGCGUGACUGUCUGCGGCGUUCGUUCCGCAUCGGACCUGAAAAGGUGUUCGUCACACAGUCGUUCGGCAUCACAUACGGCAAGGCCGGCGAUUUCGAUCUCAAGCGGGCGAUGGUCGAAGCCGAUCUGGCGUUGUACCAUUCCAAGGCGAUGGGCAAGGGCGUAUGGUCACUGUUCGAGCGCGACAUGAACGACCGCUAUCUGCGGCGGCAACUGCUCAAGGGCGAACUGGCCAAGGCGAUCGAGCUGGGCACGCUGUCGGUGCGCUACCAGCCGAUCGUCGAAGCGGCGACCGGACGCAUCGUCGGCUGCGAGGCGCUGUCGCGCUGGCAUCAUCCCGAGCAUGGCAACGUCUCGCCGGCCGAAUACAUUCCGCUGGCCGAAGAGAUGGGCAUCAUCACGAAGCUGACCGAAAGCGUCAUUCGCACAGCGACACGGGAGUGCGCGCGCUGGCCGGAUCAUGUGACCGUGUCGGUCAAUCUGUCAUCGAUCGAUUUCCAGCGUGACGGCAUCGGCCAGAUCAUCCAGAACGCACUGGAGACGGCAGGACUGCCGGCCAAUCGGCUGAUCGUCGAAAUCACGGAGACGGCGGUGAUCAGCAACGAGGCCGACAUGAUCGAUCGCCUGACCCGCAUUCGCAGAACGGGCGUCGGGAUCGCGCUGGACGAUUUCGGCACCGGCUAUUCCUCGCUGAGCUAUCUGCACCGGUUGCCGCUCGAUCGCGUCAAGAUCGACCGGUCGUUCGUCGCCGGCAUCGAAACCGGCGACACGCCGCUGGCUCUGCUGCACGGCAUCACCGAUCUGUGUCAUGGGCUGGGCCUGAAGAUCACGGUCGAGGGUGUCGAGACCGCCAGCCAGCUUGCCAUCGUGCGCGGAUCGGGCAAGAUCGACAAGGUACAGGGUUAUCUGUUCGGCCCGGCGCUUCCGGCGACCGCGAUCGCCGAGAUGGCGACGCGCAUGCCGGCCGAAAAUGCCGCUGCGGACGCGCCCGCCGCCGUUGCGCAACCGGGAACGGCCGCUACCGGCUGA